GAAUGUUAACUAUGUAAAAAUAGAUGUACACUUUAUCUUACAAUAUGAAAGCCAUUGUCCAAAACAUUAUAUAUAAGAAGCUUAAAGAGCAACUUGGUAUAGUUAUGAAGUUAUCUUAACUAAUGUAUUAUUCUUGUCGAAAGAUUCAUUUGUAUCAUUUUUUGUUUCAGUGAUCACAUCCUGGUGUUUUUUUAAAACUCGUAUAAGUUGAAAGCACCCCUGUAGCUAUCCGAAUCAUCUCUGAUCUCAGAGUCCCUCUGGUACACCAGGGUGUAACCAUUAACCUGCACCCCUGUCACACUCUGUCCGUACUGGAUAUAAGAAAUUCAUCAGUAAGAAAACUCACAUAGAGCACAGGUCUAAAGUUAAACUUGUGUACCAGAAUAACCUAGAGAGUUUUUAUGAGGUAUUUGUAGGUGCAUUAACUAUCAGAGUAUUAAAAAGUCCACAGGAAAUGAUAGAAAGUGAAUCUAACCAAGAAGAACACAUCAGUUAACUGUAGUAUUUAACGCCAAUACCAAGAUGCUCCUUAAAAUACGUUAUUUAGCUGCUGUGCACAAUUAGUCACUCUCAACAUGAUUAAUGGUAGCCAUGGAAUACUUAAUAAACUGUAAUAAUAUGGCACAUUUUUAACUGCUUUCAGCAUUACUUUUAUUUAUUUAUGAAUUUUAAUUCACCAGAUGAAGCAUUAAACACGUUGGGUCAAUUGCAGCGUACCAGUGAUUUAGUCACAUCAAGUGGACUAAAAUGCGGUCUAGAAAAUCCGCAAAUCUGUACUAACUUAACCUUUUGCGGUCCAUUGUCGGACUGGAUCCGACAUUGUAAUUAUUCCUCACAGGUCCUUUGUUGGACUGGGUCCGACAUCAUUAUAGCAACGCAAAAAACGUGUUUCUAGUCGUUUUUUCUCCGGAAAAAGCCGAGAAAACCAUUCAAUUGCCAAGUGGAAGCGACAGGAGCCAAGACAAGUCGGAAAAAAAAAACAAAACAAAAAAAAGGCAUAUCUCAUGAAUAGUCAUACAUGGUAUCUGGUGUCAGAUAACGGGGCGGUCGUAAGUAAACAAGCUGGCUGACUGAAUCAGCGCACAGAGAACACGGACAUUUGCAGAGCUUUUUUGAGAUGUUAUAGUAAUAAAAUAAUGACUUGGAUCGCAUUAUUGAGGAGUUUGGUGAUAAAACGAGUGAUCAGGAGAUGAUCGACGGGUAUGUACGACUAUUAUUAUUAUUAUUUAUUUCUUACAUAGGUGAAAGCUAUAGCGAACGAAAGGGUGGGGUGGGGCUGGAGAUGACUAGUGAGCGCUUUGUUGAUAUGCAGGGCCAUUUAAACCCGUUUGACUGUGGAAAAAAAUACUUUUAAACAGCACGUCUAAAAUUAACUGCGCGUGUGAAAAUGAAUUAGACCUGAUGUGCCUGACGCGCGAUUAAUAAAUGGACCGCAAAGGGUUAAUCCUGGUUGCAGUGUACCAAACUGAUUGGAACAAGUUAGACCGAUAGUGAGAACUAACCUACAGCUAUGGCCAAAAGUUUUGCAUCAACCUAUAGAAUGAAUUAAUUUAGCUUCAUAAAGUCAAAUAAAAUCUGCUGAAUAAUGUUACAUUAAUAAUAAAAUGACAUACAGCUUUGUAGUUUUCUAUAUAUUUAAUGCAAAACUGACAAAUGGAAAAAUUUGACAUUUCGAAAUCUAACAUGAAAUAUUGUACUACUAUUGUGGCUUCCAGUAGACUUUUGCGAUGAAAUUCUAGGUGACACAAAACCUUUGGCCAAAGCUGUACAAACCCUUCUUUACUAAUCCGGAAUGCGCAAUUCAGUGUCAGAUAAAUACAGUGCCUAUAGAAAGUCUACACCCCCUUUCAAAAUGUUCACCUUUUGUUGACUUAUAGCCUGGAAUUAAAAUGCAUUACAAUAGUGUUUUUUUUCAUUGAUCUACACAUCCUACCCUACAACUUCCAAGUGAAAAAAAUUCUAGAAAUUUGUAGAAAAUUAAUAAAAAACAAAAACUGAAAUAGCUUGGUUGGAUAAGUGUCCACCCCCCUUGUAAUAGCAAUCCUAAAUUAACUCAGGUGUAACCAAUCGCCUUCAAAAUCACACACCAAGUGGCCUCCACUGGUGUUAAAUUGUAGUGAUUCACAUGAUUUCAGGAUAAAUUCAGCAGUUCCUGUAGGUUCCCUCUGCUUGGUAGUGCAUUUCAAAGCAAAGAUUCAAGCAUGGGCACCAAGGAGCAUUCAAAAGAACUCCGGGACAACGUUGUUGAAAGGCACAGAUCAGGGGAUGGGUAUAAAAAAAGAUCAAAUGCCUUGAAUAUCCCUUGGAGCACGGUUAAGACAAUUAUUAAGAAGUGGAAGGUCUAUGGCACCACCAAGACCCUGCCUAGAUCAGACCGACCCUCCAAACUGGAUGACCGAGCAAGAAGGAGACUAAUCAGAGAGGCUACCAAGAGGGUGUCACAAAGACGGCCGGAGUGGGUGGCGUCAGACCAGAAACAGGAACACAAACGACAGAGAGAUGUGGUUUGGUAUAAGCUGGGCGCGUGAUCGCGCUCAGCAUUUAAUAAACAGAAAAUAAAAGGUUUGAACAGACAAAAACACGGGACACGGCACUUGCGCCAAAAUAAACAGACAUACAAAACGGACUAACACUAAACAAACGGUGCAGGACAGACAAACAAACACGGUGAGUACAAACACUUUACGUUUACUUUACUUUAUUUUACUACUACUUAUUCCCCUCUCUCUCUCUCUUUCUCUCUCUCACCCGUUCUCCUCUUCCGAACACCCAACAACCACGAGUGACUAAACGUGCAUCUAUUUAUACUGUUUGUGCUGGGAUUCAAUUACUAAUUAAUUAUUCACUUGAAUCCCAGCACGUGAAUUCAUUACGUGAAACCCCGUGUUCACAUAUUAUAUUUUAAAUGCACGUGCGUGAUGUGCAAUCCCGUGCCUAAAUACAAAUAUACACUUUUUAAAUACACGUGAAACACAGACCCGUUUAUAUCCCGUGUACCAAUGACUAUACACCAACAUUUACACACGCAACAUACAACACAUAACACAAAUGCACACAGGGGCGGGGCGCUUUGCCACAGAGGGCAAUGACAACUUUGCAAGAACUACAGACUACAGACUGGUCAAAGUGUGCAUGUGACAACAAUAUCCCAAGCACUCCACAAAUCUGGCCUGUAUUUUACUCAAGAAAGACCACCUUGAAUCCCAUUUGAAGUAUGCAAAAAAACACUCAGGAGAUUCUGUAGCCGUGUGGCAAAAAGUUUUGUGGUCUGACGAAACUAAAUUUGGAACUUUUUGGCCUAAAUUCAAUGCGUUAUGUUUGGCACAAACCCAACACAGUGCAUCACCCAAAGAACACCAUCCCUACUGUGAAGCAUGGUGGUGGCAGCAUCAUGUUAUGGGGAUGUUUCUCAUCUGCAGGGACUGGGGCACUUGUCAGGAUAGAAGGGAAAAUGAAUGGAGCAAAGUACAGUGAAAUCCUUGAGGAAAACCUGCUGCCCUCUGCAAGAAAGCUGAAACUGGGACAGAAGUUCACCUUUCAGCAUGACAAUGACCCAAAGCACACAGCCAAAUCUUCACUGGAGUGGCUAAGGAACAAAAAGAACUUGUCCACGUUGCCUUCUACAAGAAUCUUGGGAACUCAUAUGAACCCAGAUAAUAUUCCAGUCUCAUUCUUUGAGAAGAAGUCUAAGAUACUUGUGGUGCUUCGCAACCCCAAAGACACAGCUGUCUCAUACUUCCAUUUUUACAACACAAAUCCUGUUCUGCCAACAUUUGAAUCCUGGGACAAGUUCUUCUCACAGUACAUGAGUGGAGAUGUCAUGUGGGGCUCCUAUUUUGACCAUGCAGCUGCUUGGGAAAAGUACAUCGACAGAGAGAAUGUAAAGAUUGUAACAUACGAAGACUUGAAAGCAAAUUUAACUGAAGGAAUAGAAGACAUUGCCAAAUACCUCAACUAUACACUGAGUGAUGACCAGAUCCAGACUAUUGCAGAAGAAUGUACAUUUGAUGCUAUGAAGGAAAAAUCUGCGGAGACGCAUGGUUCAUUUAGCAAAGUUAUAUUCAGGAAAGGUGGUGUUGGAGACUGGAAAAACCAUUUCAGUGAAGAGCAGUGCAAAGAGGUGGAUGCAAAGUUUGAGCAAUGCCUUGCAGGAACUAAGCUUGGGGCGAAGAUAAAGUAUGAAGUGCACUGCAAGUAAAGAAGUCUCUGCCACUAUAUGGUGAUACUAGUGGUUUGGCUAGUUAGAAAUUGUAAUAUAUAAAUACAUCAUGAGAUGUUACUGAAAAUUACAUAUUUUUUAAACUAAAUGUAACCCAAUGAAAAAGUUUGUUUCUGUAGUAUGACUUUGUAUUAACCCUUAGCGGUCCAUUUAUUCAGCGCGUCAAGUCCAAUUUAUUUUCACACACUCAGUUUAUUUUAGACGCGCUGUUUAAAAGUAUUUUUUUUCACAGUAAAACAGAUUUAAAAGGCACUGCAUAUCAACAGGACACUCAGUACUGCAUCUCACAGCGCCACCCCUUGUUCACUGUAUUUUUUACAUACCUCUUCAUAGUAGUGCAUACCGAUAAAUCAUCUCCUGAUCACUUGUUUUAUCACCAAACUCCUCAAUGAUGUGAUCCAAGUCAUUAUUUUAUUACUAUAACAUCUCAAAAAGCUCUGCAAAUGUCUGUGAUAUUCUUUGAGCGCUGGAUGCAGAAGCAGCUAUCUUGUUUGUUUAUGUCCGUGUUAUCUCUGUGGUGCCGGGGCUAUCUGUAUUCACGAGAUACACCCCUUUUAUAUAUAUAUAUAUAUAUAUAUAUAUAUAUAUAUAUAUAUUUUUUUUUUUUUGGCAUCUCUCGGCGCCUAUCGGUCUCACUUGGCCACUGAAUGGUUUUCUCGGCUUUUUCCGGAGAAAAAACGACUAGAGACCUGUUUUUUACGUCUUUUUGAUGAUGGCAGACAGUGUCCUACAUUGGACCGGAAAGGGAAAAUUGCAAUGUCGGACCUGCAAAGGGUUAACAAAAAAAAAAAAAAAACUACUAGCCAAAUUACAUUUGAAGACAUUAACUUUUUAAUAAAAAAAUAUUUGUAUGUACUGCACAGAU
This is a messenger RNA of Acipenser ruthenus (sterlet), 5084 nucleotides long. RefSeq names its product sulfotransferase 6B1-like. Gene Ontology annotation, molecular function: sulfotransferase activity. Gene Ontology annotation, cellular component: cytoplasm. Gene Ontology annotation, biological process: sulfation. The record is from RefSeq and is a predicted model, not a curated record. The coding region runs from base 3308 to 4198 and encodes 296 amino acids. The transcript has 6 exons. NCBI's taxonomy places the organism in Eukaryota, Metazoa, Chordata, Actinopteri, Acipenseriformes, Acipenseridae.